Molecule: messenger RNA, 290 nt
Organism: Staurois parvus
Lineage: Eukaryota; Metazoa; Chordata; Amphibia; Anura; Ranidae
Source: the annotation of a GenBank genome assembly
CAGCAGUUAGAGCAGUCUUGUGACUUCUAUCAGUGUUCAGUAGAGAACUGGUUAAAUCUCCUAGAUUGUAAGCUCGAAAGAGCAGGGCCCUCAAUCCCCUCAUGUUUUGCAUUGUAUUGGUAUUGUUCUGUCACAUGUUCUGUCCCCCUUUGUAAUAAAAACAAAAACCUCUCUAGCAAUACACACCAAACUGAGCAUGUGCAGUGUCUCCGAAUGAUAUGUCUUAUCAGGAGAUAAGAGGGAGACACUGGAAGAACAGGAGGAUCAGAGAAGUCAGGAUCAAACAUCGU